CAACUUUUUAUUGUGCCAUGUGGCAGCACCAGCCCAAGGCUGAGAGGGACUGAAAACGAAAACAACUAUAAAUUUGUUAAUUAAAUUGAUAAUUGAAUCGCACAAAAAUAACAAAACGUUGCCAAAAGAGCACCAACAUGAUUACGCUAAAGGAGCUGAAGAAAUUGAGACUGAUCCAUCUAUGCAUUGCAAUCACGUUCUUCACGAGCGGCUUGACGAUCAAUUUCGCCCAGUUGCUGCUCCACAUCUUCUUGAAGCCGUUCAAUAAACAUCUAUUCCGGAAGUUGAUGUACUACUUGUGCUAUUCCUUUUACUGCCAGCUUGUUUUUGUUGCUGAUUGGUAUGCGGGCUGCAGAAUGCGGGUUUAUAUUGAUGAAGAGGAUUAUAAAAAGUAUUCCGGCCGGGAGAAUGUGUUGCUGAUCAUGAAUCAUAAAUAUGAAAUUGAUUGGCUCGCUGGCUGGAUGAUUGCCGAUAAAAUGGGAGUCCUGGGCAAUUGCAAGGCGUACGCCAAGAAGGCAAUCAGAUAUAUUCCCUGCAUGGGCUGGGCUUGGUGGUUGGCCGAGUUUGUCUUCCUAAACCGUGACUAUGACAAGGACAAGGAGAUCAUUGCCAAGCAGCUCAAGAUUGUCUUCUCCUAUCCGGAUCCAACUUGGCUGCUGUUGAAUGCCGAGGGCACAAGAUUUACUGAAUCAAAACACGAGGCUUCCGUUAAAUUUGCCCAGGAACGUGGCAUGACUGUAUUGAAGCAUCAUCUGAUCCCGAGGACAAAGGGAUUCACUACAAGCUUACCCACACUGCGUGGCAUCUGUCCAGUUGUCUAUGAUAUCACCAUGGUAUUUAAGCGUGAUGAGAAGGUGCCACCAACGAUGUUGUCUCUGUUGAAUGGCCAGACCGUGUAUCCUUACAUGUUAAUGCGUCGCAUUCCGUUGGAGCAGAUACCACAGGAAGAGAAGGCAGCUGCUGAUUGGUUACAAAAGCUAUUCGUCGAAAAGGAUCGCGCUGUUGAAAGCUUCCAUGAGACAGGCAGUUUCUUUACGAAGUCGGGAAUUAAAGAAGUGUCAUAUGUUACCACAGAACCUCGUCUCAGCAGUCUUCUAAACUUUGCCGGCUGGUCGACCUUUUCCCUGUCGUGCAUAUUCUAUUACCUGAUCACCUCAUUGCUGGCUGCGAAUUGGGCUGGCUUAAUUACAGCAUUGUCUAUACUUGGAAUUUUUUACUGGUUAAUGGGAGUGGCGAUUAAUAAGACACAGAUCAGCAAAGGCUCCAGUUAUGGCUCAAAUAGCACGAAAACGAGCACAAAUUAAAUUUUAUAUAUAUAUAACAUUCGUUUGUUAAACGAACCAUUAGUCAAUGAGUCAAGCUGAUAAUCUCACAAUUAUAUACAUAAAUGUACAAGUAACUUUGAUUCGUGGGUUAUGUCUGAUAAUUUUUAUCAGCCGUCCUUAUCUCCAAUGAUUUGCUACCAAAUUUAUUAUUUUUGUUUUCUUGGCUGUAAGAGGGAUUAUUAAAUCAGUUUGGAAAUAAAUUAAAACUUUAAUAAAUGUUUAGGGCUGCACACUAGAGAUACAAGUUUAAAUGUACCAUGAUGUAAUAAUACAAAUAAAAUGUUUUAAAUGGAA
This is a messenger RNA of Drosophila innubila, 1619 nucleotides long. Its product is annotated as 1-acyl-sn-glycerol-3-phosphate acyltransferase delta-like. The transcript is spliced from 5 exons. Bases 138 to 1304 code for a protein of 388 amino acids. The record is from RefSeq and is a predicted model, not a curated record. Gene Ontology annotation, cellular component: endomembrane system. NCBI's taxonomy places the organism in Eukaryota, Metazoa, Arthropoda, Insecta, Diptera, Drosophilidae. Gene Ontology annotation, molecular function: 1-acylglycerol-3-phosphate O-acyltransferase activity.